This is a messenger RNA of Protopterus annectens (West African lungfish), 644 nucleotides long. RefSeq names its product scavenger receptor cysteine-rich type 1 protein M130-like. The record is from RefSeq and is a predicted model, not a curated record. NCBI's taxonomy places the organism in Eukaryota, Metazoa, Chordata, Ceratodontiformes, Protopteridae. Gene Ontology annotation, cellular component: membrane. The transcript is spliced from 3 exons. Bases 126 to 644 code for a protein of 172 amino acids.
CCUAAGGAAGUUGUGUAUGUCAGCAGACUCAAACUCUCUGCAGUGACAAACAUUUAGUUACAAUCAAGGCUGAACCUGGAGAGGAAAAUCUACUUCUACAGCUGCUGCGUUAUUUGGAGAUAGACAUGGACAUUAAUGUUCUCCUCCUAAUUCUGAUAUUUCUAAGUCUACCUGAAGCAAUAUCUGCAGAGAAGAAGAAGCUGAGACUUGUAAAUGGAGGCAGCCCCUGUGCUGGCAGAGUGGAGCUUUAUCACAGUGGUCAGUGGGGGACAGUAUACAGUUAUAACUGGGACAUUCAAGAUGCUGCAGUGGUCUGUAAACAGCUGGAAUGUGGAUCUGCUGUAGCUGCCCCUAUUAAUGCUCAUUUUGGUGCAGGAACAGGACCAGUGUGGAUGGAUGAAGUUCAAUGUCAAGGAGGAGAGGCUGCCCUGUGGGACUGCCAGAGCCCAGGACUGAGACAGCAUGGUUAUUCUCACACAUGGGAUGCAGGAGUCACCUGCUCAGGCAAGCAAAAGGGAGAGGGUCCAGGCAUGAUAUCACCAGAAGAAAGGGGUAAUAUACUGAAAAAACUGCUGUGUACUGUGAAGAACGGCCAGCAUAUGGAUAUGCCUGAUACAAAGAUGCAGGAUUAUGGAGGGGAAUAG